Aspergillus terreus NIH2624 is the source of this 408-nucleotide messenger RNA. RefSeq names its product peptidylprolyl isomerase family protein FPR2 (gene fkbp3). Gene Ontology annotation, biological process: protein peptidyl-prolyl isomerization. The record is from RefSeq and is a predicted model, not a curated record. Lineage: Eukaryota; Fungi; Ascomycota; Eurotiomycetes; Eurotiales; Aspergillaceae. Gene Ontology annotation, molecular function: peptidyl-prolyl cis-trans isomerase activity. Bases 1 to 408 code for a protein of 135 amino acids. The transcript has 2 exons.
AUGCGUCUCUCCAUCCUUUCCUCCCUGGUCACCCUGGCCCUCGCCACCCUCACCCACGCCGCCGACCUCGGCAUCGAAACCACCCACCAAGUCGACUGCCAGCGCAAGACCGUCAAGGGCGACACCGUGCACAUGCACUACCGGGGCACACUGGCGGCCGACGGCUCCGAGUUCGACUCGAGCUACAACCGCGGCACGCCGCUGCGGUUUCCGCUCGGCGGGGGACGCGUGAUCAAGGGAUGGGACCAGGGCCUCCUGGACAUGUGUGUGGGCGAGAAGCGCACGCUGACGAUCCCGCCUGAGUACGGGUACGGGGAGCGUGGAAUCGGACCCAUUCCUGGCGGUGCGACGCUGGUGUUUGAGACGGAGUUGGUGGAGAUUGAGGGGGUGCCAAAGGAUGAGCUUUGA